This is a messenger RNA of Planococcus citri (citrus mealybug), 3064 nucleotides long. RefSeq names its product heat shock 70 kDa protein II-like. The transcript is spliced from 9 exons. Gene Ontology annotation, cellular component: plasma membrane; nucleus; cytosol. NCBI's taxonomy places the organism in Eukaryota, Metazoa, Arthropoda, Insecta, Hemiptera, Pseudococcidae. Gene Ontology annotation, molecular function: ATP-dependent protein folding chaperone; ATP binding. The coding region runs from base 463 to 2535 and encodes 690 amino acids. The record is from RefSeq and is a predicted model, not a curated record.
UGCCCUUCAAUCUUACGAUUAUGCAAUACACAAUACAAUGCAUGUCCUUUUUAUCGCUAUCUCGCUGAUGAGUGAUGAUGAUGUUCGUCUGGUUAUCAACAUCAAGUCAGUUUUGCAAAUGCAUAUGCAAUGGAAUGUUCGUGCGAAUCUGUGCACUUCUGUAAUGUGAUUGUGAAUGUGGAUAGCUCAUUAAAUUAAAAAGUUCACUUGUUUUAGAAGAAUUUGAAUUAGCAUAAGUAUUACGAACCUUCUCAUUCUCAAUUACAUUGGAGAAUCAGUGCCUAAUCUUACGUGUUUCUAAUUGCAGGAAGUAUUCAUAUCCAUCCAUACCAAUGAAUAAAAUUCCAAUUGAUUUAAUGUUCCAUAUUACGGAGUCAUAGUUACCUGUAACUUCUAGCUCGAGUAUUCAAUUCAAGUGUCUUUCAAUUUACCUUUCUCUGCUGCUUGCUAGUAUCAAUAACAAUGAGCGACUUAGCGAUUGGAAUCGACUUGGGUACUACGUACUCAUGCGUUGGUGUUUUCCGGCAUGGAAAAGUUGAAAUUAUUGCGAACGAUCAAGGUAACAGAACCACGCCGAGUUAUGUCGCUUUUACAGAUAUCGAAAUCUUGGUCGGAGAGCCAGCCAAAAAACAGUCUACCAGAAACCUACGUAAUACAGUUUUCGAUGUCAAAAGACUUAUGGGUCGUAAAUUCAAUGAUGAUAAAGUUCAGGCCGACAUGAAGCACUGGCCCUUCCAGCUCAUUAAUGAUAACAACAGUCCGAAAAUCGAAGUUGAAUUCCAAGGCAUUUCAAAAAAGUACUUCCCCGAAGAAAUAUCUUCGAUGGUGUUACGAAAAAUGAAAGAGACAGCUGAAACAUAUCUAGGUAAAACAGUCAAGAGUGCUGUAAUUACAGUACCCGCUUACUUCAACGAUGCUCAAAGAGCAGCAACGGUAGAUGCUGCUAAAAUUGCCGGAUUAAACGUAUUACGUAUCAUUAACGAACCUACUGCUGCCGCCAUUGCUUACGGUCUAGAAGAAAGAAAUUCCGACGUGCAAAACAUCUUGAUUUUCGAUCUCGGAGGUGGAACUUUUGAUGUCUCCCUUUUAUCUAUUCGGAAUGGCGUUUUUGAAGUAAUUUCAACUGCCGGUGACACACACUUGGGUGGAGAAGAUUUUGAUAAUAAAAUGGUGAACUAUUUUGUUGAAGAAAUCAAACGAAAAUACAAUAAAGAUCUCUCGGAAAACAAUAGAGCCAAGCACCGUCUCAGAGCUGCUUGCGAAGGAGCGAAGAGAACUUUAUCAUCAGCCACUGUUGCCACUAUCGAAAUUGAGUCUCUUUACGAUGCUGUCGAUUUCUACAGUUCAAUUUCUCGUGCCCGUUUUGAAGAAUUAAACUCAGACUUCUUCAAAAAAGCAAUGGAAUUGGUUGAAAAAGCCAUCCGAGAUGCUGCUAUUAAGAAAACUCAAAUUCAUCACGUCGUUUUGGUGGGAGGCUCGUCACGCAUUCCCAAAGUACAGAAAAUGCUACGAGAUUUCUUCGACGGAAAAGAACUGAGCCAAUCAAUUAAUCCUGACGAGGCUGUAGCGUAUGGAGCUGCUGUACAAGCUGCCAUACUAAAUGGUGUCAUAUCGAAGGAAGUGCUGGGAAUAGUACUGAUGGAUGUUACUCCAUUAUCGUUGGGAAUUCUGAUUAAUAAUAAGUGUGGAGUUGAUCCUUUAAUGGAUGUCAUUAUCAAACGUAACACCUCAAUUCCAGCCAGACAAACGGCAACUUUUUGUCCGGUUGAUGAUUAUCAAACCAGUCAAUGGUUUACAGUAUUGGAAGGCGAGUAUUUUUUUGGGAAGGAUAAUUAUUUGCUUGGUGAAUUUAGACUUUCUGGAAUCCCUUCUAAACCCGCUAAAGAAGCUAAAAUUGAUGUAACCUUCGAAAUCGAUGCUAACGGUAUAUUGAACGUAACUGCCGUCGAAAGAUCUACCGGUGUAUCAAACCAACUGACCGUCACCUACGAUAAAGGUCGUCUCAGUAAAGAUGAAAUUGAGCGUAUGAUCGAGGAUGCUGAAAAAUUGCGAUCCGAAGAAGAAAGCCGAAAAGCUGCAUUAGUCGCCAAGGAUGCUUUAGAAACGUACUGUGUUAACGUGAGGAGUACAAUACAAGAUGAAAAAUUGAGAAGUAAAAUUAAUCUAAAUGAUAAAGACGUGAUUUUGAAAAAAUGCGAAGAAACCAUCGCCUGGUUGAAUUCUAACAUAACAGCUGGAAAAGAGCAGUACGAACGUAAGCAAAAAGAAUUACACAAAAUAUUCGAUGUAAUUAUCUCGAUAGCUCGCUGUCCUACUAAAGAAAACGACAAAUAUCGUGAAAUGUUGAAAGUGUCGAUAGAUGCCUCCGAAGAUGAAAUCAAGAAUGCCUACAGGGAUAUAGCGUCCAAAUAUCAUCCCGACCUGUACAAAGGAGACCGGGAAAUAGGAAAUAUGUAUUGGCUGACUUUAAUGAAAGCGAAAACUACUCUCAUCAAACUAGUGAAAGCAAUUCGAGGUAAUAACACCACCGCGUGAAUGUAUUCGAUAAAUUCAAGUAUAGAUACUUCAACAUUUUUGCGAUUUUUACUUCGUCUUCUACACUUUGAGAUUUUAAAUGUUUUCCAAUGAUUUUAUCCAAGGCGCAGAGUUUGAUUUUAUUGCUGACGAUCGGUUUAUAGGCGAUUAAAUCAACGGUGUCUGUAAUAAUUAGUUUGAGUACAACUUUUUUUAAAAUGUGUUUUAUCGAGGUAUCUAGGUACUUGAUAUUUUUAUUUUGUGUUAUUUUGUAUUUUUGUAUGCUGUUUUUUUCUGAAGAUGCGUAGAUAUAGUAGUCAUUAUGAAUGAAAAAUUACUUGCCAAUGUGUAAUGUGAAUAUAAGUAGGUACUAUGUUCAAUACCAGUACCUUUCAUGCUUAUUGUUUGGGAAUUGUUUUACAUUAGUUUACAGGGGUAUCAUUAUCAUGAAAUGCAUUUUUUUCUCUUAUUAAGUAGAUAUGCUGUAAUCCAAAAUCGUCUUUUUCUAUAUUGGUUGAUGAAGAGCAGAAUAAGAAAGAAGGAUGCUGAA